This is a messenger RNA of Rotaria sp. Silwood2, 340 nucleotides long. Lineage: Eukaryota; Metazoa; Rotifera; Eurotatoria; Philodinida; Philodinidae. The record is from the annotation of a GenBank genome assembly.
AUGGAUGUUAAUAUUGAAAUUGAUGAUCUCGAUAAACUAACCUCACGAAAAAUUCAUGAAAUGACUACAACAAGUAAGAGCACGAUUCUAUUUCUACAAAAAUUGAAACUAUUACCAACACUCCCAACAACAAUUGAGCAAUGUGGUCAACAAAAUAAUCAUGCCUGGUAUUUUGCUGAAUAUAGUAAAUCAAAUGACGGUAAAUAAAAACUGUUACACUACUGUCAUCUUUAAGAAGUGAUAUAUUAAUUUAGUCGCUGUAGGAUUUUUUUGUAUGAGAUGGUCAAUUUCUCACCAAUCACAUUUUUUUUCUGUUCUGUUGAGAUAUACACACUGUGCC